CGCCAUGUUGGAGGGCUGGUGGUAGCGGCUCGGGAGGUGGUCAUUCUCUUGGUCUCGCUCUCUCACUCGCUUCCCCCGGCUCCCUUCGGUUCCCCCUCCCCCCGGUCGCUGGCUGGCCGGAGUGUGUACGAGGGAGGGGGAGGGUGUCAAGGGGUGAGAGAAGGCAUUCCUGUCCCCGGAGACCCGCGGAGGGAGGCGGAGGCUGCGAGGGACUCCGGAAAGCCAUGGACGUCGAGAGGCUGCAGGAGGCGCUGAAAGAUUUUGAGAAAAGGGGGAAAAAGGAAGUUUGUCCGGUCCUGGAUCAGUUUCUUUGUCAUGUAGCCAAGACUGGAGAAACAAUGAUUCAGUGGUCCCAAUUUAAAGGCUAUUUUACUUUCAAACUGGAGAAAGUGAUGGAUGAUUUCAGAACUGCAGCUCCUGAACCAAGAGGUCCACCUAACCCUAAUGUCGAAUAUAUUCCCUUUGAUGAAAUGAAGGAAAGAAUACUGAAAAUUGUCACUGGAUUUAAUGGUAUCCCUUUUACUAUUCAGCGACUAUGUGAAUUGCUAACAGAUCCAAGGAGAAAUUAUACAGGAACAGACAAAUUUCUCAGAGGAGUAGAGAAGAAUGUGAUGGUUGUUAGCUGUGUGUAUCCUUCUUCAGAAAAAAACAAUUCCAAUAGUUUAAAUCGAAUGAAUGGUGUUAUGUUUCCUGGAAAUUCAUCAAGUUAUACUGAAAGGUCUAAUGUAAAUGGGCCGGGAACACCCAGGCCGCUUAAUCGACCAAAGGUUUCUUUGUCAGUUCCCAUGACAGCAAAUGGCUUGCCUGAGGGCACAGAUGGCAAAGAGUCAAACUUACAGCAAAAUGAGGACAAAAAUCACAGUGAGACUCUAACAUCUGGAUCAGAAGGUUCCUCAGUGAGCCCUGUAAAAAACAAACAUCCAGAUGAAUAUGCUGUGGAAGCUGAAGGGCAUGAGGUAAAAAGACUUCGAUUUGACAAAGAAAGUGAAGUCAGAGAGACAGCCAGCCAGACAUCUUCCAGUGAAAUUUCUUCGCUUAUGGUAGAAGAAGCAGAAGCAUCAUCUUCAUCUCAGGAUAAAGACAAGGAAAGUAGUUGUACCAGGCGACACUGUAUGGAAGAGGAUGAAGAAGAGGAUGAAGAGAAAGAAGAAGAGUCUUUUAUGACAUCAAGAGAAAUGAUCCCAGAAAGAAAAAACCAAGGAAAAGAAUCUUAUGAUGCCUUAACUGUGAAUGAAGAGACUUCUGAGGAAAAUAAUCAAAUGGAGGAAUCAGAUCUGACUCAACCUGAGAAAGAUUUACAUUCUGAAGAUAGUGAAAAUAUAGGCCCUGAAAGUAGUGGUUCUGAUUGCCAUGAAACAGAAGAAUUAGUAGGAUCCAGUUCCAGUAAAACUGAAGAAAUUCUCUCAGAAUCAUCCAUGGAAAAUGAUGACAAAGCCACAGAAAUCAUAGAAGAACCAAUGGAACAAGACUAACUGUUUAGAAACAUUUAGAUACAGUAUUUUACAUACAGUUCUGGUUUUACACUGUAUAGAACUUUUAUGUAAUAAAGUGGACCUUUAGUUUUACAAGAGAAGCAGGUUGUAAAAUAAAGUAUUUUGUGGAAUAAACCCAGAAAGAGUUGUACAUAUAAGAAAUGUGACUAUCAGCUCCUUGGGUCCUGCUUACCGCUGACUUUUUUUGGUUUGGUCAAAUCAGUGGUUUAUGUAUAGAUUUUUUUUUUAAUUUAGAACUAAAGUUUUUAAACUGGAAAGUAAUUAUUAUUUUGAAAACCUUUUGGAGAUUAUUUAGUUUAUACAUACACAAGAAAGCUUUUUGUCUUGUCUCUUUCUGACAGCUCUAGCAGUUUUCAUAUUUUGGUCAUAGUUGCAACAUUUUAACGUGAAUUAUAGGGUUUCAUGUUUAUUUCCAGAUUUUAUUGUUUGAUUGUGUACAAUGGAACUUUAAGUCAUAUAUACAUACAUAUAUAUACACACACACACAUAUAUAUUCUAAAGGGGGAAAAUGUUAUAUUUUUGUUUCUAUAAGAGAUGAAUAAAUACAGUGGAUACUUUUUCUAUUGGUAAUAAUUGAGUUCACUUUCAGAAGAUAGUUUCUUUCUCUUCUGUGUAAUUCAAAUAUAAUCUGGCCCUUCAGCAACCCUGGAAAUCUUAAGUAUGUUUAAAUACCCAAGUAAACACAUUCCAAGAGAUCUGUUCAAACAAAUUAAAAAUGUUUUGUAUAUUUCUGAGGUGCCUGAGAAAAGAUUUCAUUAUUUAUGAGAACAUGUGCUUUAUCUUGGAAAUUGUGUUCAAACAUUAGCAUACUAUUUUGUAGAAUGAAUACUUACAAAACUGACAGGAAAACAUCUCAGAAGAACCGGGCAGGUUCCUUAAACUUUGGCUUGUUUUUUUUGAACAUUGUGAAUAUUACACGUUCUUUUAAAUUAUCCUGCAGUAUGCAAAUGUUAGUGAUAUGAAACACCACUGUACUGGAAGAACUAAUAUAUUACUUUAGUAAUGUACUGGAGCUAAAUGAUAAAUGACUAAAGCUUUAGGGGUACAUAGAAACCACCAUAAUUUGUAUGACAUUUUGAAGUGAAUUAAAUAUUUUUAAACAUGCUUCUUCAACAGCCAGUGUUAUAGUUUUCAGACCGACACAAAGCACAAUGGUUACUUUAAACUCAAUAUUUUCAAGUUCACAUGUAUAGUGUCAUGCAAGUUGCAAUUUCUCUGGCACAAUUACUGGCUGCCAAAUUUAUACCUGUUUCUUCAGCUGUACCUUUUGAUAUUUAGAGUUUUUAAAUUCUGUAAAGUAGAUUUUGUAGAAUGUAAUGUGUUCACUGCCUUUGUGAUGCGGUGUUUAACUAUAAUUUCUGUGUGUAAACUGAAUGCUUGAGCUUUCAAUACAGUAUUCAUAUAAAGCAAUAAAUACUAAUGCUAUGAAAUAUUUGAGUACAUUUUUAUCAGAAUAUAAAAUAAUUCCUUUUUUAGUUUCAAAUACCUUACGUACACAGAUGAACUUAUAAAACUGAUACAAACGAUUUCUAAUACUGUAUCGUAUGCUUUUGGGUGAUUUGGGUGGCAACCACAAUUUUGCAUUUUGACUACUUAAAUUGCUAUGACUAAAAAUACCAAAAUGAUUUGGCUCCAUUUAUGUUUAUAGAGUAAUAUACUACUGACUGACUUGACUGUCAUGUUCACAGCAGCUAGGUGAUGAUGUAUUUAUGAAUGUGUCUAAUAGUUACAAUAAAAACUAUUCAUUUACUGUAAUCGAAGGGAGAAGUAGCUCUCACAAAUUUUUUUUUUUAAAGUUUU
This is a messenger RNA of Artibeus jamaicensis (Jamaican fruit-eating bat), 3293 nucleotides long. RefSeq names its product protein phosphatase 4 regulatory subunit 2 (gene PPP4R2). Gene Ontology annotation, molecular function: protein phosphatase regulator activity. Bases 225 to 1472 code for a protein of 415 amino acids. Gene Ontology annotation, biological process: protein dephosphorylation. NCBI's taxonomy places the organism in Eukaryota, Metazoa, Chordata, Mammalia, Chiroptera, Phyllostomidae. Gene Ontology annotation, cellular component: nucleus; cytoplasm; protein phosphatase 4 complex. The record is from RefSeq and is a predicted model, not a curated record. The transcript has 9 exons.